CGGGCAACCAUGUACUAUUUACGUCCGCAUUUUCUACGUUUGUCCGUGCGACUGUGGAACUUGCGUGGUAGCGUCAUUGUGCAAUUAUGGGUCGAAAUUGUUGAAAUUCGUUUAGAGUCAGCCUUCAUCGUAGUUCGACCAAAGCAGCGCUGUAAUCUAAACAGUACUGGCACUGUGAUGAAGUCAAACGGGAGCAACCGCGGUGCCCUGCGGCCGCACUACGGCGGACGAGCUCCACCUUUCUUGCUUGCCGCACUGUUGAUCGGUCUCGUGCUCAUCGGCUUCUGUUACUACAACCUGUCGUCACAGUACAGUGCCUUGGAUAUGCAAUACCGGGACUUGCAAGAGCGACUGAGGGCCGUGGCAGAAAAGCACGAAUCGGCGGAGCUUCGCUACGACAGGCUCAAGAAGACGCUCGAGGACAACUCCAAGUCACUAGAUGAGAAAGAUAAGCAGCUAUUACAGAAAGAGCAAGACAGAGCUGCCCUUGAAACUGCGCUUCGAAAGAAAGAAGAUGAGCUGAUGACGAAGUCUCGUGAAGCCGACACAGCUGCGAAAGCACUGACUGGAUGCCUGCAAAGGUUGAACGAGACUUCUUCAAAGUUAUCCGAGAAAGAAAUGUCACUUGCAAAGCUCACCAGUGAAGUUGAUGCACUGAAAGCAGCUGUCAGGGCGGCUGAAACAAAAGCAGCUGCUGCAGCUGGUGCACACCCUGCCAGCCAAAAGACGGCAGCACCUGAGAGAAAUCAAAACCUGAUCAAGGAGCCACCGUUACCUGCCAAGAAAGAAGAGGUGGCAAAAGAAGUUGGAAAUGGGCUACAAGAUGGCAUGCUGCAAGAUCCUGAUGUGAAUCCACCACUGGACGCUGGCCAGUAGAGAGCAGCAAGACCACAGCAAGACUAUCAAAUGUCCAUAUAGCUGCCUGAUGAAAGGAGAAUUGAAGGUGCAGUGCAUCCAAGGUGGCCCAUUCCUCCAGCCAUCUGCUGUCAUUUGUCACUGCACAUCAGAAUCCCAUCAUGGUGAGGAGGACCUCACAGAUGAUCUUCAUUUUUUUUUAUUUCGUCCAGCUCGGGAGCCUUGCACAUUGGUUGUAGUGUCCUGUCGGAGCAGAUCGUUCUGUGGUCAAAAUUAGUGAAUCUACCUCAAGGCUCGCAAAUCGAUUCACUGCUUUAUUCUCUAUGUAUACUACCCAUCAUUAGCAGUGCUUCCAACAUCAACAAAAUGAGGUAUGUAAGAGUGAGAUUACUUCUUGUUUGCCAUGUUUGAGAUACACUGCCAGUGUGAAAUGGACACUUAUUCCAAAAAAACUGCAUUGAAUAACGUUUUUGGGAUUUGAACCUCAUUACAAUGAAGCAGGAUACUUGGCAAAAAAAGCUACUGCUGUAUUGCAUCUGACAUUAAUUUCAAAAGUGUACAUGGACGAAUCAGCAAUUAGACUCCACAGGAGAGUGCUGCCGUGAAACUUGAGCUUCAUUUAAGUUUGCAACGCCUUUAACUUGCACUUUGAGUAGCAUUAGGGAUAUUGAGCGGAAUGUGUCUAAGUCGUUUUACAGAAAGAGCAAUGAUGGUGGGUAGAGCUGGCCUAACCUAAUUUGUAACAUGACUUUAGUGUUAGGUCCUACCUAUAGUGAGUGCUGCAAUGGAAGGAGUGGGGAAGUCCACUGGUGCAUGGCAUCAGCAACGUUUUAUUGCUGAUAAUUCAAUUCAUAUAAGGUGCCUUCAAGGAAUUCUUGGAAAAGAUUUGUGAUGAGAACUUAAAUUUGAAUGCCAUACGAUGCUUUUCUGUAUUUUGUUUUCAUGAUGUGCAUGGUCUGUACUCAUAUUUUACAGCCGUCAUCAAAAUUGCUGCCAUUCAUCUUGUCGCUCAUAACUUUCGACUUCUUGGCGCUUCAGUUGGCCAUUUGACCGCUAAAUCUAACACCAGUUAUCCUGGUUGAUCUUGUCCCAAACCCUAGCUUUUGACCUUUGACUCUUUCUUUAGGGCACUCCAAUAAAAGAGUGCGGUUGAAAUGGCAUGAUUGUGUCUAAAGUCGAAAGUGGCCAGUUGUACAGCAAAAAGAUGUACAAGAAUUCAAGCUUGAUUGUGAUUGCAUGGCUCACAUUAAACACUGCAGUAUCCAGAUGCAAUGUUCAGGCUUGACAAGUAAGAAGGUUUCUGAAGGUAAGCACGUGAAGCAUCGCUGUGUCAUGCUGUUGGCAAUGCAGUACUAGUUAGCUGCAACUCAGCCAGAGAUUAUACACACUAGUCGUAACAAGCUGCCACCAGCUUAUGGGUUGGAAUGAUAAGAGGCUCAUGUAUCCAGUCAGUUUGUGAUAAUCCAAAGUAGAAGCAGGAAGCAAAAUAAUAAAUUCUGUUUAAUUCAAGCAAAUGUCCAGGUCUUAUUUUGCCUUUUGCAUGUUGAAGGCAGAGUGAAACCACUUAAUUCAAACAAAACUCCCAUUUCAUUGAAACUUCUUGGCUUCUCAGGGCAGAGAUUGUGGCCAAAAAUUGCUGUGAAGCAGAACAUGCGUAGCCUCCUCAGACCUUGUAUCUAACCUGGUGCACGUCAGCUUUGCUAUUAAAAAUAAAAAUUGAAGUGAUGGGGAAAAAAAUGUCCAAAUUGAAGGCAGAGGUAUACAGCCAAUAUCAAUAGUUUAAUCAUCUUGUUGCCAUCAAAUUUGAAGACAAUUGAUACUGCUUUGUGUGAGACUAUUUAUUGUACAGUCAACUUCCGUUAAUUCGACCCUGACAGGACCGAUGCAAUUGAUAGUAUUCAGUAGGUCGAAUUAUGCACAAUGCAGAAAAAUGCCAAAACACACUGCUGAUUCAUUUGGCAGUAUUUGCCUGUGCCAUAAACACGCCCCCAAAACAGUGGUGCAACCACUUCUAGUGUGUCAAAAGUAUAAAACUGACGUAGAAAUGACAUUAACACUCCUAAACAAAGUAUAAAUCUAAUGCCCGACCGAUUUUUUAACAAGAAAAAAUGCAGCAGAUCCGAUGUGCCCUGUUGGAAUCUAUAUACAGCGAAGCUUUCUGUAAAUGUAUAAGUACUUAAACAGGUGUUUGUGUUUAUUCAAUGUGAGUGCAAAGUGAAACUGAACACUUUUAUUCAUGUUUGCAAAGAAUGUAGUGUACCUUUAAACAGCCAGCGCUAUAGUGAUUGAAAGAGGCAAGCUGGCUUUCUGUGCCAUUUGUUUGAGGUACCUGACCUCCCCUGGGAGGCGCAGAUGCAACUAACUGUCCGCGCGGUUGCCAAGCGGCGUGUUGCAUGUGCAACGUGAGGCCAUGCCCUCUGGUGCCCUCUCUCCCGUCUCAUCGCGGGUCUCCGCGUCGUAGCCCCUUCGCCCUCUCCACCAGUGGCCAACCACCCACAUGCACAGGCCAGCUUCCCCUCCCCCUUCUACCUUCCACUGUUGCAGGCGAAGUAGUGUGAGUCAUCGGUUCUAAAUGGCGCCGCCGUCCCACAGUGAAGUCUGAGCUACGUAUUUGGCGACGCCCGACUUUUUAAAGUCAUUUUCGCCGCAGUACGUUCUUGUUAUGCCAUAAAAAUGCCGCAAAGGCAGUUUAGAUUUCGUGUCUGUUUGCACCAUGCAGGCAAGUUUCAGUCCAAUUUGCCUGAGAAUAAAGGAAGUGUGCCUUUGAAUCGGGUAAAUACAGUAAUCAGGCAAUUGUGAACAACAGGAGACAACAUGUGUUUAAUGCAUUCACUGCGCUUAAGCUCCAACGAGACAGACGCUGUGACUAAUGGGGUCGCUGUUGGGGCCACUUCAGGGGUCAGCUGUGUGCGAGCUGGCAGGUCAAGUUCAAAUUAUCUGGCGAAGGCCAAUUGUUUUGGAUCAAAGUGACACAAAUUUUGGCUCAUAGAAAUGCAUGGGUGCUCACCAGGACCUUCAGUCAGAAUUGAAUUAACCCUAAAAUCAACUUAAGUAGAGUCGAAUUAAUGGAAAUCUACUGUGCCAUCUCCGACAAUGAAAAAUGCCCAGGAGGUACCCACAUCUGACAUGCCAUGAAAUGUUGCUGCAGUCUGAAAUUAAAAAGUCUACCCAAUGAACCGCUGCACGACAUUACACUUUAUGUUUUAAAAGCAAGCAAAAUAGGUUUAUACCAGAACAAGCGUUAGAGAUUUCACAUCGUCUACACACAUAGAGGCGCUGGUAAAUCAAACGUUCAUGCCAUUUGACCAACCAAAGGGUGUUUAAGUGAUUAGCUUUUUUUUUUGUCUUUUUCCCCUCGUUUUUCGUGGUCAGUGGCGGAAAUUUUUUUGCUGAUAGAAUCAGGAGAGGUUAGUGCUGCAGGAAGGAGGGGAGAGCUGCUAUGGAGGAAAGUAGAUUAUUGGGGGAGAGGGAAAGUUGCCAUUGUCUCCGGAUUUUGCUGUUUGGUUGGGAGAGAUUCUGACAUUACAACAGAGCCUUGUGGGUCAGUGAGACUGUGGCAGAAAAGGAACAGAACUUGCAAAAUUGACAUGAGGCUUGGCAUUACCACGAGGCCACCAUGACUGCAGAGGAACAGGAAGAAACAUUGUGCCAGCGACUUUCACAGACAAUUCAGCAGAUUCAGGAAGCUUACUUGACAGUCAUCUGCAAUUAUUUCUGCAUACUUUUUUUCAUAAGAGACCGCUUUGCAACAAGAGUUGAAUAUAAAAAGCAUAGUGUCACUAGGCUUUUCUUGGGCCUGAGGAGAAUAAGGAAUGUAUAGUCAGGACGUACCCGCGUUUGAUAUUCAGGCUGCCAUUGGCAUUGACGAGUGUCACUGCAACAGGAUGCAAAUAACAUGGCCACACAUUCGCUACUCAGAUAUUUGGCAUGCAUAGGCACAGGAUCCCACAGGAUCCUCUCUCUCUGCUAUUGAACAUGGCAACAGCCUGUGCUUUGCACAGAGUUGUCUAGUACAGACUAUGUGUGAUUAUAUAACAGGUCAGGCCCUUGUUUUGUACUGUAUUUUAUUUAUUUCAAGCACCUGAUAAUGUCAUACCUGCCAACUUUUAAGAUUUUAUUGUAAAAUGCCCAAUGUUCAGAGGUUCUUCACAUUUGUCUUAUUGAUACAAAUAAUUGUAGUAAAAUAUUUUUGUCCGCUUUAAAACGGCAUUGAUUUUAAAUGAAUACAAAACAAACGAUUGACCCAUUUUUCUUAGCCCGAUUUUUUGGGCCCACCCAAUCAUUCAGACCUACUACCCACAGCAGCGCCUCCAAGUUAUAGAACAGGUAUAUAAUAGCAUUCAAAAUUUCAGCUGAUGGUACAUGAAUAUUUGAUAAACUUGACAGAAAUUUCAGUUCUUUUUUUUUUUUGGAGCAGGUCAUUUUUGCUGUGACUAUAGAGCAGAACGACUGUUCAGAGCACCAGUACAGUUAGCAAAAAUUCUAGUAGACAGUCAACAUCUUCAGUAGUGAGACAACUUUUAGUAUUUUUCACAAAAUUUUAGUACCUUUCAACUCCAAGUAAACUAACUUUCAAAUGUUGAGGCUGGUCGGUCUGUAAUGUAAACAAAAAUAUGCCAACUUUAAGAAUUCAAAUUUGCACAGUUUGACUGUAGUAUAUUAUAAAAAUCUUCAGACCGAAUUCGUAAGGAUUACCGCCAAAUUUCAUGCAAAGCUGAGUGAAAUUUUAGCGACGAGUUCUUGUGCUGCGUCUUUUGUAAAAUGCAGUGAAAUUACCUUUUCGUUAUUUAUUUAUUUAUUUAUUCAAAAUACUUUACAGUACUGAAAAGGGCAUUGGGUAAGGGGGGCUUCACAAUACGUAACAAGGUUUAGAUAAAGUUAUACAAAUAAUUACUUUGAAAUGUAUCUCACACAUACAGACUGGGAUACUUAGCACAAAAAAUGACACAGGGACAAGCAGGAACACAGGACGAGCGCUAACUUUCAACAAUUGAUUUAUUGCAGCUGGUGAGUAUCUAUAUACUCACUGGGACGCCACUGCAAUAGACACACUGAAGGGAAGGAGGAAAACAGUCAUGUGGCUACUAUGCCCAAAAAUUCAAGCUCUUUCUUUGAUAAAGGUAUAGACGGCGUGCUGACGCACUCGUCACCUGCUCUGGCUAUCUCAGCUGCUUCCACAAUUUCCCUCGUAAUCUUAUUCCUGUGGCGAUAGACAACAGUUUGUUUUAAGAGCAGGAAGCAUGAUGCCUUCGUGUCACAUUUUCUACAAUGGGCAGCCUUGUCCUGUGUCAGCCUUGGCAGCCUUGGCUUGUCCCUGUGUCAUUUUUUGCGCUAUGUAUCCCAGUCUGUGUGUAUCCCACCAACACGCCCAAACUUCUUCCCUGCUAAAGUGUAUCUCUCACAGUGUACAGUUAUUCGAGUUACACAUUACCUUCACUAUCAGUUGUGUCACUACUCAAUGUAAUGAGGUUCAAUUGUAUCCCUGUGCAUAUAUAAUGUUGCCCGGUGAAUAACCUGGCCUAAUCUCAUAUUUCAAUGGAAACAUUGCAGUGUUGAUGUGCUAUAUUACUUUUUCUUUUCUGUGUAAGCGUUACCUUUUGUAUGACAGCAUUGUGUUGUCUUUGCAAGUCUGAUGUUCCUUUUCUCAGAAGUGUCAUGGCAUUUACAGCCAGUCAUUCGCACUAUAACUGCGCUUCCCAUGUUGAAAUUAUUGCUUGUUUCAUUCACUGUCACACAUUGAAUUUGUUGUCUUUCCCUUUACAUUUUGCAGUAUUUGCCAGUUUUUAGUGGCACUCUAAAGGGACACCAAAGAGAGAAAUAUAAAUUCAGAGCUCUAUUAGUGAGUUACCCUCCUACAGUACCGAAAAAGCCGCUCUUACCGCUAAGGAAGCUUGAUAAUCUAUGAAAGAUGCAAGUACGAAAGACUUGUGGCAACACCACCUUAAAGUUCACGCACCAGCGUGCCUCAACAUCAUGGAUUUUUAUUGCAUCUGCUCAGCAUAUAUAAUUUUAAGGCGAGUAGCAUCCUUUGGCUCUUUCGCCCGUUUCCGUGUUUCGUGGUUGGCAGUGGCCGAAGGUUGGUGGUCAGAGGUUGGAACAAAAGCGCCAAUGUAAAGGGUGUGCGAGCUUGCAUUGCAAGGCACGUUUGUUGUCGAAUGCCAGCUGUUGUAGCUUAUUCAUAUGCACAUGCUGUCCACUUAUACUACCACUAGAAAUGUGCCCGUUAACGGUUAUGUUCUCUACGGAACAGCACAAUGCGACAACAGACGCUACCUAAAUACCCUCACUGCAACAAAUAUAAGUUGUCAAAUGGACCCUUCCUUUUGAAUAGCUUUCUAAAAGCGUUUGCCUAUUUCCUCACUCAGUCGUCGUUAAUGGUGUUACACAGUAUUUUUCCAUCAGUGAAGAUAGACUACUCUUGUGUCCCAGUUCUACUUUUGUGCUGUUAGGUUACUUAUGCUGGCCAUUUUGUUGGUGUAAUAUGGAUGACAGGGUAGGGAAGUCAUUUUUAAUUUAAAUGCUGUCAUCGCAGAUGCUUUUCAAAAGGAUUCAAGACUGAACUUAGUUUAAGAACAUUUACUGCGCCACUGCUGCCCAAAUACAAAGAAAAGAAUACUUUGAAAUCCAUGGUGUAACACUUGCGUAGCAGUGCCGGGGCUCUGGUGCAAAAUUUAAAAUGUAGAAGUUUCAUCUCCAUCUUAUCUUUGAGUAAUAAAUGUUCUGCCGCAAGAUAAAUAAGAUUUUUAAAAAAUUCAUAAUUUCAAACUGAUUCAGUGCUUUUCUUUAGUGUCCCUCUAACUGUCACCAUUUAUUCUCUACAUUCUCAGUAACUAUUUUCAAUUGCCGUUGCAAUGCAAUGAAAAAAGAAAGCACAUUCCUGCCUGUGGGGCGGUUUAUUUUUGUGGCAGUCUUCCUUUACUUCUUUCGUGUAAUGUAGAUACACUUGCUGCAUCAAAGUGCAUGACUGAGUCUUUCGUGUAUACAUGCAACACUUGUGGAAUUUAGGAGAGUUUACUGUUGGGCUAGUUGGUACAUGAUCUUAAAAUUUAAAACAGUGCCACUGUGUCUCACUUUCUUGUCCAGUUUCCUGCCGCUGUUUUAAAUUUCGAAACUUGUUGAGUGUUGUACGUUUCAGCAGAUUGGUAUGUGUAACUGCUCAUGCUUUCCUGCUUGCUACAACUUGCCAAAUAUUUUUUUUUAUUUACAAUGCUUUAAAACUCGUUUCUGGUUUUAAAAAAUUCCAUUUGAUAAUCGUACGUACAGGUUGUCAUGCAGGUUUGGUAUGUGACCCUGCAUUUGUAACACGUUUCGGGAAGCUAGCUGUGAAAGGUGCCCCGAAACACUCUUUGAACAUAGUAAUAAAACUUUGCCAAUGUGUUAAGGAAGCUCCUGUAAACAUGUGAGCUGAAUAUUAUUGCUUUGCAUGUAGCAGGCAAUUUACAAUGUUCUGUCAAAAGCAGUAAAAAAUUGCUUGCCCUCUCCUUCGCAUUGUCGUCACUGACAUCGCUAGCAGCUGGACCCACCAACGCUGUUGGCUGGUUUCGUGAUCGUGAGAACAUUCUCAGUAAUACACUUAUUGCUCAUUUAAGGUAAAUAAAUGGAAAAUAUAUUUAUACGUCUGUGGCCUCAAAACAACAUAAAAACCGUUUCAUCUUUGCAUCACCUGUCUACACACAACAGUUGCGUGUUGCUAUUCAACGUCUUGCCACUGAGACGUUCAACCUUUGGGCAGGGCCAGCGGGGCAUUGCUCCUGUGCGUUUCCUUGCGGUCUCCCCUGUGUAGCCUUCAGCAUGCUAGUGGAAAUGAGAAAAAAAGCUGCUCAUUGGUCCAGUAACUACAUUUAACUUUGCCUGUGCUUGAAGGAUUCGAAAAAAUGUGGCAGGAGAUUUAUGAGACGACAUACAUAACUUAAUAGUGAUGUCAUUCUGUGGUUAGAAAAGUGUUUCAGGGCCCCUUAGAGGCUACCCAUGUUUUUGUGCAGUGUGUUAAGUUGCUGUUUAAUGUUAACCAAAUAUGGUGAAAAUUUAGCUGAGCAAAAUAAUAGGACAAGGUAGUUAUUUCAAAGAAAAGGAUGUAUUGUGGUGUGAUAAUUUUAUGCUGUAUGUACUUUUUUUUCUCUUUUCUUUUGCAACAGACGUCAUUGAGCAUGAAGCCAAAAGGCAUUUUUCGAAAUCAACAUUUAUGCUGCCAGGUGCAGAUGUGGGCUAGUUGUUUGAACAUAAACUAAAAAGUGUGAAAGUAAAACUAGGACACAAGAACAAAAUGUCAAUGACAAUGUUUUGUUCCUUCCCCUCUCUUUUGUUCUAGUUCUACUUUCAUGCUGUUAGUUUACUUAUUCUGACCAUUUUCUUGGUGCAGUCACAAGUGAAACAAUGGUGGUGUUUUUUUUUCAGGAGUGCCAUCAUUACAGAUGCUUUUCUUAUAUUAUUCCAUAGCAUCAUUUGCUUCCCACCUAGGUACCUUUUUGCAUUUUAGUUGUCAUUGUCAUAGAAAUUGGUAGCUUUAUAUUUGAGUAAUACAGUAAUGCUGAUGGAAAGAAAUGUGGCCUGUCUGCAAAUUCACCAGCUUUGUCUCUUCCCAGAUUAUUUAGCUCGCAUCUGCUGCAAGUGGCAAGAGAACUGUCCAUUCUAUAAUUUAGCCACAGCUCUGUAAUAACACCAAAGCAAUAUUUCUUUUGACUGCUUUCCACUGCUGACACUUUUUCUCCUUACCAGUGUUUUAAAUGUAUAGUUUAAUUAGGCAAUGCCUCUAUCACUUGCAACUCAUUUCCUACUUUAGUGAAUGCUUCUUCCGCCUGGCAUAAGGUGGCUGGCCUGCUUGAAAGGUAAAUAAUAAGAAACUUGCCUGCAAUUAUGUUUUUUUGGCAAGACCUUGCCUUACUGCAAAACAGAGCAAAGUGCCUGCUCAUGCAACCUUUUUAUGUUUGCCAAGCACAGUUUCUCAAGUUUUGUUUCUGCCGUUAGUUACAAGCAUGCUUUGAUGGCAAAACUGUUUCAAGAAGUGAAGUCUCUGUGCUGCAAGGUUAACACUGUCAUCAUCAAUGCCAUUGCCUUGACCUCAUUGGUCAAGGCAAUGGUCUUGGCAAUGGUCAAGGCAAUCUCAUUGCUUGGUCAUUGCAAAUGACCAAGCAAUGAGAUUCAGCUUGUAGUACCUACAGUCCUGCAUAGGCAGUUUUCUUGCAAAUUCACUAGAGCGCCUCUCGUCAGCAUCUAUAUUCCGACGGUUCAAUUACUUGUCACGCUCAGUGGGAACACUUAAUAUCCAACAUAUUGCAAAACAUAUUAGGCCAGGUUUCUGUUGAAAGUCUUCCUAGGCUGUCAUAGCUGCCGCUUUUGUAACUAAAGAACAGCCUAGAUAUGGAAGUUACUUUUUAUUGAAUAACAGUGCGUUGCGUGUUCCUUUGAAGUGUGACAUGCGGAACAUUUAGAAAAGUCAGUAGCAACUUUUUCUUUUUUUUCAAGUGCACGCUUGAUUGAUAACAUUGAAUUUUCCUCAACUUGAAGCAGCUUCUCAACCUUCAGAGAGUGAAAGGUGCAGCGAUUACUCGAGUCCCACAACAGAAGUAGUCGCUGUGCUUAAAUAGUGAUACUCUAUGUUCCCUAAGCUGCAAUAAGGUUGUCAGGCUUUUGCAAUGUUCAAAAAGAGCAGAGCAGUGUCUUUGAAGCAUCCCUUUAUUGCAGGAAUUAUACCAGGGAGGUUUACUGAAGAGCAACAUUACUUUACAGAUGAAGGGCACUGCUAUAUCCCAUGCUCCAAGAGAAGUUGAGUAACUGCUUCAAGUUGAGGCUUGUUUCUUUAAGGGUGUAAGGGAUGACUCACCAACAUCAGGCACGUAUGCACUUUUGACUGAGAGAAGAUAGCAGGCAACCAGGAGAGAAUGAGGAGUGCUUUGCAUCACAGUUGGUGCAGUACAGUAGAUGAGAGGUUCACAGAGAGACCCAGUUUUCAUUUUCACGAUAUGUUUUAUUUCCAUGCUACAUGUGAUAAAAAGUGUGUUAAUGUUACACGGACCCCCUUCCGAGGCCCAGGGACUACGGAACAGUGAUUGUGAGUCAAGGUGUUGCCGUCAAGAGGCAAACUCUGUUACUCAAACGAGAAGGAAAAAAAGAAAAGGGAAAGUCACCAAGCUCUACAAUCAGGACUACGCUGUAAAUCUUUGGAAAGACAAGAGUUGUACCGGUGAUGCAGUGUUGUAUGAAAUGGAGAAAAAGAAAUGUUUGUAAGUGGAGAGUUGUAAUAAAAUAAUGACUCAUGUAGCA
This is a messenger RNA of Dermacentor albipictus, 11115 nucleotides long. Its product is annotated as tropomyosin-like. The record is from RefSeq and is a predicted model, not a curated record. Lineage: Eukaryota; Metazoa; Arthropoda; Arachnida; Ixodida; Ixodidae.